Molecule: messenger RNA, 1328 nt
Organism: Theobroma cacao (cacao)
Lineage: Eukaryota; Viridiplantae; Streptophyta; Magnoliopsida; Malvales; Malvaceae
Gene: TOM20-2
Product: translocase outer membrane 20-2
Biological process (GO): protein insertion into mitochondrial outer membrane
Cellular component (GO): mitochondrial outer membrane translocase complex
Molecular function (GO): protein binding
Source: RefSeq, a predicted model, not a curated record
CCGGGCCAAGCUGUCCGCGACGUGGAAGUUUAAGUUAGUAGACGAAAGUGAGAAACAGGAAAGAAAAGAAAGGGGAAAGGAGCGCCAAAUUUCAAGGGCCACCACGGGUUUUUUAAAAACCCUAGCUAGCAGCUGCGCUCAGACGGUUGGAAACUGAGAAGAAGAAAUGGAGUUUUCUCAGUCCGACUUCGAUCGCCUAUUAGUCGCCGAACACACUCGAAAAACCUCUGAACUUAACUACGCCAAGGACCCUCUUGACGCGGAGAAUUUAACCAAAUGGGGAGGAGCAUUGCUCGAAUUAGCUCAAUUUCAGACUGUUUCCGAAGCAAAGAAGAUUAUAAAUGAUGCAAUUUCGAAAUUGGAUGAGGCUUUGAUGAUAAGUCCCUCCAAGCAUGAAACUUUGUGGUGCAUGGGAAAUGCUUACUCCACUUCCGCAUUUAUGACUACCAAUCUUGAUGAGGCAAAGGUUUCCUUUGAUAAGGCAGCUCAGUUUUUCCAAAGAGCAGUGGAUGCGGAUCCGGGCAAUGAGCUAUAUCAAAAGUCUUUAGAAGUUGCAGCUAAGGCUCCAGAGCUGCAUAUGGAGUUCCAGAAGGCUGCAGCUGGUCAACAGACUAUGGCUGGGUCACCUUCUGCUUCUUCAACUGCAAAUGCUGUGAAGAAGAAGAAGAGCAGUGAUUUAAAGUAUGACAUAUUUGGAUGGAUAAUCCUUGCUGUUGGAAUUGUUGCAUGGGUGGGAAUGGCGAAAUCCCAUGUUCCUCCACCUCCUCCAAGAUAAAAUGCUUGCUUCAAUAAUUCUUGAGGAGCAUUGGAAGGGUUAUGAACCAUGUCCUUUGAAGCCCUUGGGGUAUCUGAAUGCCGACAUUUUGAAUGAACUUUGCUAAUUAUUCAUGUAGGUUACAGGCUUUCUAUGAUGUGCAGGCUAAAUGUCUACAGCUGUUUCUAGUUUUAUUUGAGCGUUGAUGUUGUCAUUGGUACAAAGAGGGAUUUGACUUGUCCAGCUAUGAUGUUGGUUUGGCCAUCAGCAGGUUCUAAGGUUCUGACCUGUGACGCCCUCUAAAUUUGGGAGGUGGUUGUUUAUUGUGUUGUUAGUAUGUGCAACUUGGGUCUAAUUAAAGAAGUUUUCAGUUGGAUAUAGAGUUUAUCCUUUGCUAAAUUUGGUCCCCACCACUUUCUCCUGGCCAAUUUGUGCUGUACACCUUGCUAUUAGAGGAAACAAAUCUUACCAGGCAAAUUUGUGGGAGUGGCUUGAUGUGUGGAAGUUGGGAGGUACCAUGAUAAUAUUAAAGUAGUAAAAGCUAACAAAGCAUUCCACUUUGUUUAGCGUCCCA